Molecule: messenger RNA, 2011 nt
Organism: Pichia membranifaciens NRRL Y-2026
Lineage: Eukaryota; Fungi; Ascomycota; Pichiomycetes; Pichiales; Pichiaceae
Exons: 1
Coding region: 112-1890 (592 amino acids)
Biological process (GO): peptidyl-lysine monomethylation
Cellular component (GO): nucleus
Molecular function (GO): protein-lysine N-methyltransferase activity
Source: RefSeq, a predicted model, not a curated record
AUCAGCUUUUCACAUGAUGGAGCGUUUUUUUUUCCUUUCCUCCCAACAUCAGCACACACAUCUCAUCUCCCUGUUUGAGGAAAUAUACACAGCAGAGAUAUUGCAUCCACGAUGACUGAAAAACUACAGGCACUACUAGAGUGGGCCAGAUCCAACGGCCUAUACGUCAACGAAAAGUUGACGUUCAAAGACACCGCGGAACACGGAACCUCAUGCAUAAUAGCUCAGCCCCUAGAAGAGCAAGACAAAACCGGCCUCAUUAAAGUUCCAAAAGAGCUACUCAUCACGCCCAUUUUAGCCGAUGCUUUUGCCUCCAAGUAUCUCAAGGGUGUCAACACCUCAACAUCGAAGAAUGCCAAUUCCAACCUUCUUUUUCUAUUGGCAAAGCUGAAGUUCGACAAGACCAACAGAACGGUCUUUCAGGAGAGCAACGUUGAUCUUUCCGAACAAUUCAAACCAUAUCUUGACUAUCUGCCUGACACUGGCAAGGCCUUAGGAAACCCAUACUUCUGGACCAUGGAAGAAAAAGAGAUGCUGGAUGGAACAGACGCAUACACUUUCAUGAAGAGAGACUUCCUCAAGGAUUUGGAGGAUUGGAAGAAAAUAGUCUUGCAGAUGGACAUCGCCGAGCACCCACAGUUGAAAGACGAGUUGUUAGAGUAUGAAGCAUUCAAGAUGGGUCCGGUAGGAGGUGUCGCAGUCGAUUAUUUACUUAACAUUAAGGAGGUCUCAUGGACUAGUUUCACUGCAUACCUAUGGGCAAGCUGCGUGGUUUCAUCAAGAGCCUUCCCUUACAUUCUAUUCGACCAAUCAUCUCAGUAUAAGAGCCAGGCAUUCUUGUUACCAAUUGUUGACUUGUUGAAUUCUGCAGAUGAUAACCAAAGCAAAUGUCGUUGGACAAUAGAAGACAACCAAUUUGUGUUCAGUACCCUUGAUGAUUUGUCGAAACUACGAAAGAACUGCGAGUUGUAUAACAACUAUGGCGAUAAAUCCAACCUCAGCUUUUUGUUGCACUAUGGCUUUUGUUUGAAGAAUAACGACAAUGAAAGCACAACAUUGACAUUAAAGUUAGACCCUUCAGUGAUUGAAGGGGCCAAAAAUUAUGGUGUCAUCAUACCAAAAGACUCCACCGAGGAAGUUAUCAAUUUUGAGCUAAGAAAAAACUCUCCUUUGUCUAAAGACUUGAUCAACUUCUUUGCAUAUUUGGUAAAAUUGAGAAGUGAAAAGACAGGGUUUACAGUGAGAAUGAAAUUGGAAGGCUCAACCCAGUUGAGGUCUAUCAUCAAAACCAAGUUGAAAACUCUCAAAAAGGUUGACGUGGUCAUGUCCGAAAAUGUUUCCGAGGUGAAUGCCAAAAACAUCAAAUUGUACAGAAAAUCACAGAAGGAUAUAUUCCAGAAAUACUUGGAGCAGAUUGAGCAAUUCGAAAAGCAGUUGUUGACAGAAUUCAAGCCAUUCUCUUUCAAAAAGGCAUUGCAGGCAGACAAGGCAUUUUUUAAUUCCUUCCUUCUUGUUUUUGGAACAAGGACAUAUAAUGAUCUGAUUGAGAAGGGAAUUUUAGACCAUGCUGUUUUGCUCUGGAUAAUGAGAAUUGCCAACAAAAAUAUCUACACAGAUAUUCCUGACACAUCCAUCUUUCCGGAAUUUAUCUAUAAUGAGUUCGAAAAGGUGAAGAACAGCACAGAGAUAGAUAGCGAAGACAUUGCGGAAUACUUGCCUAUGUACCAGUCUUUAUUCCCUGCCUUGUGUGAGAAGAUACCUAUAGUCUACAACCAUGGUGACUGGACUUUGAAUAAUCUAAUCUAUGCGGGAACUGUCGCAGACAGACUUACAUAUAAAAGAGAGACAAAUGGAGAAGUCUUCUUCAUUGAUCCUUCCCGUUCUAAUUAGUCGAUAGACACCCUCGGGCUAUAUCUAUACAUACAUACAUAUAUAUAUAUAUAUCUAUAUAUUGCAGCCUUGUACACAAAUCUGUUUAAAGUGCUCAUAGACUAGGCUUGAAUUAUUUGCA